AUGUCUUCAACGAGGUCAACGCCCCCGCCGCCUUACACGGGACAUAGUUCACGGCGUGACAACCAGUCAGUAGCCUCCAUUCAAUCAUCCGGUUCAUCCUCUUCACGAAGCAGUCGUUCGCACGCCCAUCCCGCAGUCGAGUCUGCAGUCACACGUCUUCUUGUAGCCAUCAAACAGCUCCUCGAGUCCCUCACCCAAUGGAGCACCGGAAAAAUGGACGAGGCCCAGGUGAGCGACGUCUACGUCCGCCUCGGGAAUGACUUCAACGCGGCCGUGGCUGCGUUUGCUGCAUUUAACAUCGAUAUGUCAGACCUCAUGUCCGUGCCCGAAGACCUACGAGAGGUCCUUGAAACCUGCCUAGCAGAGGAAGCCACGGCAGACAACCUCAACGUGUAUCUACCCACAGUGCGCAAGAUUAUCACCAACCUCCUUCAGGGUCUCCGCGGCAAGCAGUCCAUGUACCGUCGGAUCGUGUCGGAGCAUCAGAGCCGACACCGGUCGUCGCACUCGCGGACGGACAGCCGCUCGUCCAAGUCUGACAAAGCCUCGCGGCGCGAUGAAGAUUCGAGACAUCGGUCGCAGCUUUCACGUAGUGUAGUUGAGGAGGAGGAUGGUGGGGAGAGGGAUAGCAUAGCGAGACGAUCAGCAAGGUCAUCAGCAAGACGACAAGAUCCGAGGACAGAGACCCCUCCGCCCCCAUCUCCACCACCCGUGUUCCGCGAACCUGACGAUGAAAUACCCCCUAAUGAAAAGACAAUCACGAGCGGUGUAAAUGGACACGCCAAUCGAGGCUCAGGGCCGCCUCAGGCACGACAAUCGCAGCGUGUAUACAAGUCUAAUGGGGAUGCGCUUUCAAGAGAAUCGUCUGAGACCUUGGUCGCAUCUUCCAUCGCAUCAACUCCAUCUCAUGCGCCACCCAACGAGCCAGAUAAAAAUUUGCCUCAAACACCACCUCAGAGUGUCCCUGUCCCUGCCUCCGUCAAGCGCUAUUCGCUCGUCGAUAGACCAGUCUCCUCGUCGCCUAAGUCACCCCCUGCAGUACUGAUAGAUGAAGCUCCUGCCCCUCCUAGCGAAAGCCCAUCACCCUCACAAACUCCGCCCAUCGACAGUUUGCAGGCACCUGCAGUCGCCAGCUCUCUGGCCGCGUUGAAGAAGAGUGAUGUGCUCGAGCGGCGUGCGUCGAAGCGCUUUUCGACGUACAACAUCACGAAAAUGACAGGCUCACGGGAGCGGUCAUCCAACCGGCGGUCAAUGGCAGUAGGAUCAUUACUGACGCCAGGGGAUCUAGCGGUUCUAACAGAAGUAGAUGAACCGGACGUCAACCGCUCCGGUAGCGGGCGGAGAAUGUUCCAGCGAACACCCUCGCCCACAGUCGAGGCGGAAGCAGCCCCUCCCGUUCCUCCACUGCCUCCGCUACCAGAAUCAGCCCGCUCCCAACGCGCUCGUACGGUGUCUAAGGUAGAAAAAGGGACGGACGAGUCUACGAUCUUUGAACAGGUACCUGAACCUGCUUUGCCGACCACGUUCUCAGUUUUCUUACAACUCGGACGAGAAGUCAAGAAGGUCACCAUUGAACCUGGUUUGUCCUUUUCGUCGUUGCGGAUGCUAUUCGUGGACAAGUUCUCGUAUAAUCCGGGUCUCGAGAAUUUCCCUGCGAUAUACAUUCGCGACCCCUCUAGCGGCGUGCAAUAUGAGCUGGAGGACAUUGAGGAGGUGAAAGAGAAAUGCCUACUAUCUCUCAACAUCGAACCACUCGAUCAAAUCAAGCAACACAUCGACAGUCAGAUAUCUACGCUGUCUAAUGACCUCAAAGAACUUCGCACCGCGAUUUCAAAUAACCGUCGAUCGUCCCACAUAAAUCCCAUCAUUGGCCAUGACUUCGUCGAGAGCACACCGAUGGCAGAUCGGCCAUCCGAAAGGCAAUUACAUAAUGUCGCGCGGAGGCUAUCACGCAUCGUGGGUGACGUGAGCUCGAGCGGCAAUCCAUUCAUUCUACCUCAGAUAACUGGACAGUCUCUCCAACUACAACCACAAACGACGGGGGCCUCGGUGAUGUCCGAGUACUCCAACCGAGUGGUGAACGAUCUGAAGACGCAGUUCGACGAGGUACAGAACCUGCGACGUGAUCUAGGAAUCAUGAGGCAGUUGUACACAGAGUUUAUGAAGUCCACGAAGGAUUCGUUGGGCGCUUUGCGGACACAGACGCAGUCCGUGAAGCAGCUAGCGUCCGUCAAAGUUGGCGGCGCACGGGGCUUCAUAGAUCAGGGGAAGACGAAGUUGGACACGCGGAGUCAGAACGUGCUGACGAAGGUGGAAGAGCUGCAGGAUACGGUGGAGGCACUCCGAGAUGACGUUCUCAAGCGCCAUAUGUCACCCAAGCCUCAGUUAGUGAAGCAGAUCCAGGAGGACAUCGCUUCCACUGCUACAGAGCUGGCUAGUCUUAAAGAGCACAUCGAUACUGUCAAGCCGAUGUGGAAGAAGACGUGGGAAGAGGAGCUACAGAACAUUGUGGAGGAACAGGGCUUCCUCGGUCAUCAAGAAGAGUUUAUGAACGAUCUCCUCGAGGAUCACAAGGCUUUGGUGGACGUUUUCGGGCAUGUUGAGAAAGUCAUUUCUAUCCGCGGUACCACCCCUGGACGCAGUAACAGAGGCCGUGGAUUCAAGCCUCUUCCGGCAGACGAAGGCCAUACUGGCCUGAGUACUGUCAUGAUGGAGAUUCGGGGCGCGGCGGUUGACCCGGAACGGCGGAUGAAAGCAAUCGAAGCUAACCAGAAAAACCGGGAACGAGAAAUUGCAAGCCGGUCUGACGAAUUCCAGGAGGAGCUGACAGGAUUUGUGGGUGGCAAGAGAUUGCGAAUGACAGGCGGAGCAGAAGAGGUGGAUAGAGUGCGACAGAGAAGGAAUGAGCUCGCGCUAAAAGCGAUGUUCAACAGCGCGUCGGCGUCUGUUGACAACUUAUCAGGUUUUCCGACAUCCCCGAGUGCUGGCUGA
Molecule: messenger RNA, 2991 nt
Organism: Suillus paluster
Lineage: Eukaryota; Fungi; Basidiomycota; Agaricomycetes; Boletales; Suillaceae
Product: actin interacting protein 3-domain-containing protein
Exons: 4
Coding region: 1-2991 (996 amino acids)
Biological process (GO): establishment of cell polarity
Cellular component (GO): cell tip; cytoplasm
Molecular function (GO): cytoskeletal regulatory protein binding
Source: RefSeq, a predicted model, not a curated record